GGGCCGCUGUGCAGUAUGUGCGGCUCGGCUCUGGGUCUCCCUCCCGCCGCAUUCGUCCGCCUGCGCAGCUGCCGGCCAGGUCCUGCGGCGUUCCUCCAGGCGGCCUGGGUGCUCUCACUUGUUCUCGGACUGGGCCGAAGCGAAAACAGUAGAUGCGCAUCCUCCCAUGCUGUGUCGUGUUCCGAGUGCCUUGCGCUGGGUCCAGAAUGUGGAUGGUGUGUUCACGAGGAUUUCAUCUCAGGUGGACGAAGGGGUGAGCGCUGUGAUAUUGUUUCCAAUUUAAUAAGCAAAGGCUGCCCGGUGGAUUCGAUAGAAUACCCCUCUGUACAUGUGACAAUUCCAAGUGAAAAUGAAGUUAAUACCCAGGUGACACCAGGAGAAGUGUCGAUUCAGCUGCGACCAGGAGCUGAAGCUAAUUUUAUGCUGAAAAUUCAUCCUCUGAAGAAAUAUCCUGUGGAUCUUUAUUAUCUGGUAGAUGUCUCAGCAUCAAUGCACAACAAUAUAGAAAAAUUAAAUUCUGUUGGAAAUGACUUAUCGAGAAAAAUGGCAUUUUUCUCCCGUGACUUCCGCCUGGGGUUCGGCUCCUAUGUUGAUAAAACAGUCUCGCCAUACAUCAGUAUCCACCCAGAAAGGAUUCACAACCAAUGCAGUGACUACAACUUAGACUGCAUGCCCCCCCACGGAUACAUCCAUGUGCUGUCCCUGACGGAGAACAUCACAGAGUUCGAGCAAGCUGUGCACAGACAGAAAAUCUCUGGCAACAUUGACACGCCCGAAGGAGGCUUUGAUGCGAUGCUGCAGGCUGCCGUCUGUGAGAGUCACAUCGGAUGGCGAAAAGAAGCUAAAAGACUGCUGCUGGUGAUGACGGAUCAGACAUCUCAUCUGGCCCUCGAUAGCAAGUUGGCAGGCAUUGUGGUGCCGAAUGACGGAAAUUGCCAUCUGAGAAACAAUGUCUACGUCAAGUCCACAACCAUGGAACAUCCCUCACUAGGACAACUUUCAGAGAAAUUAAUAAACAACAACAUCAAUGUCAUCUUUGCAGUUCAAGGAAAACAGUUUCAUUGGUAUAAGGACCUUCUACCCCUCUUGCCUGGUACCAUUGCUGGUGAAAUAGAAUCAAAGGCUGCAAACCUCAAUAAUUUGGUAGUAGAAGCCUAUCAGAAACUCAUUUCAGAGGUGAAAGUGCAGGUGGAAAGCAAGGUGCCAGGCGUCUACUUUAACGUCACAGCCAUCUGUCCAGAUGGGGCCAGGAAGCUCGGCACGGAAGGAUGCAGCAACGUAACAAGCAGUGACGAGGUGCUCUUCAAUGUGACAGUGACAAUGGAAAAAUGCAGUGUCGCAGGAGGGAAGAACUAUGCAAUAAUCAAACCUAUUGGGUUCAAUGAAACCAGUAAAAUCCAUAUACACCAGAACUGCGGCUGUGAGUGUGAGGCCAGCAGAGGAGGUGCAGCGAAGUGUGCCGAAGAAGCACCCCUGGAUUCCGUGUGUCCCCAGUGCCAGGAGAGUCAGUGUCAUCAUGAGGAAGAGCAGUCUCCUGGCCAGAGCUGCAAGGCCCACGAGGACCAACCCAUGUGCAGUGGCCGAGGGGUUUGCGUUUGUGGGAAAUGCCUGUGUCACAAGAUGAAGCUUGGAAAAGUGUAUGGAAAAUACUGUGAAAAAGAUGACUUUUCCUGUCCCUAUCACCAUGGCAGUCUGUGUGCUGGGCACGGAGAGUGUGAAGCGGGCAGGUGCCAAUGCUUCAGUGGCUGGGAAGGGGACCGGUGCCAGUGCCCAUCAGCAGCAGCCCAGCACUGUGUCAAUUCCAAGGGCCAAGUGUGCAGCGGAAGAGGCACGUGUGUGUGUGGCAGGUGCGAGUGCAGCGAUCCCAGGAGCAUCGGUCGCUUCUGUGAACACUGUCCCACAUGUCCUACAGCCUGCAGUGAAAACUGGAAUUGUGUGCAAUGCCUUCACCCUCACAAUCUGUCCCAAGCUAUACUUGAUCAGUGUAGAACCUCAUGUGCUUCCAUGGAACAACCUUAUGUGGAGCAGGCAUCAGAGUGUUUCUCUAGCCCAAGCUACUUGAGGAUUUUUUUCAUCAUAUUCAUAGUCACAUUCUUGAUUGGGUUGCUUAAAAUCCUGAUCAUUAGACAAGUGAUACUACAAUGGAAUAGCAGUAAAAUCAAGUCCUCCUCAGAUUACAGAGUGUCAGCCUCAAAAAAGGAUAAGCUGAUUCUGCAGAGUGUUUGCACAAGAGCAGUAACCUACCGACGUGAGAAACCUGAAGAGAUAAAAUUGGAUAUCAGUAAAUUAAAUGCUCAUGAAACUUUCAGGUGCAACUUCUAAAAAAAAAAAAAAGAUUUAAAAAAGUACUUUGUGGGAAACUGAUUUUUCAAUAACUGCUCCUAAAAAGGAUAGUUCUAAAAGUCACAGGAGGAGACAGAUUGUUCCAGAUUGUGCCGGUUGCUGGAUGGACUCGAGUGAAGAUUGCCAAGCAUCCUCAUCAUCAUGUGACUCACAUAGCUGCUGAAUUUUUCAGAGAAAAAUGUCUUACUACUGUCUGAGACUAGUGUCAUUGUAGCACUUUACUGUAAUAUAUAACUUAUUUAGAUCAACCUAGAAUGUAGAUCAUCUGAAGAGCACUGAUUACACUUUACAGGUACCUUCCAUUCCUAUGCUUCCCAGAGAGAGAGACAACGUUGUGAGAGAGUUGCAUUGUGUCACCACAAGGGUACAGUGAUCCCUGCAUUGACCAUGCAGGCAAAAAAUAUCAUCUGGUAGUUACACCGGAUCUUUUAGGCCAAUUUUGCCAAACACUUCAACUGUUGGCAAUGAGUAGACAAGAACAACUAGAUGAAUAAAUGGUUAGUGUCUCAUUUAUUCAAGAGGUGAACAGAUGAAAGCUUAAUAUUAAGGGAUAUUGCUUCUGAAACUGUAUAGUUUAAUGCAUGUGUGUUGAUCUUUUCUUUUUUCAAGAUGGUUACAAAUUCUAACACUCUCUCCUCUUUCUCUUUGUAGUUUGUUUUUCUCCCCUGCAGGAUAAGUUUAUAUGUCACAAAUGACUGGACUGAAUAAGUGCUAAGUUACUACUGCAUACAGAACUAAUAAUACAAUGUCACUUUAUUAGAAUACUGGUUUUAAAGGCUGAAUGUUAAUGAGAAACACUGUAACUGUUGUCCAAACCAGAAUAGCUUCAUUGUUUGCAGACCUAGUGUUUUGAUUCUUCUUUACCUGGUAAACUGGAUGGAUUGUUCAACCCUUUCAUUUGUCUAGUCAUUAAGGUAAAAUCUGCAAGCCAUUUAGAAAGUCUGCCUCAAGCAAUUGAAUGAGUUCUCUUUCGUAGUUUUGAGUGCAAAUAGCUGUUAUGGGUUUUUUAAAUGAGCAGCUCUAUUUGCCCUUCAAUGCGACCUGGAAAGUCAUGUUUUCUCUGGAUUACCCCAACCACACCCACCAGAACUCAGAAAGGUAUAAAAUCAGAAGAGGGAAGGUGAUAUAAAUAAGCUCAUUCACCUGUCUAGUAAGUCAGGGAACUGAGACUCAGAAAAUUUAAAUGAUGUCUUGAAACACACCCAACUGAUAAAGUGACAGCACUAGGAAAGAGCUUCUGUCUUCUUAUUGCCAGGCCAGUGUUCAUUGCACAAUAUCAUGCUACCUCUUUAAGAUAUCCAAUUGGCAAAAAUUUUUAAAUGGGAUUUACUGAAGUCUUAAAAACAUAAGAAGACAUUUCAAAGCAAUGCUGAAAUGAGUAAUUCAAACCAAAUUCUCCAUAUUGGCUUCCUGUGUUUCCUCCUCACCAGCCUGAAAGUGACUGCAGUGUGGCGCACCCACGGGGAAAUGCACACACUCCAUAGCCUGGAUGAAUAGCGCCCCCUGCAGUUGUACAGUGCGCAGCUUGAGGCCUUGAUAAAAAGGCCUUGCGCUCUCUCUCCCUCAAAGAAAUCUUCACAAUUCUCUAUCCCCAUGGACUUGGUCAGUCUGGGUCUCCUGGCUGGUGGUCCAACAGGCCUGUGUGUAGGACAGAGUUUUGCCUAUGAGCACAAAGGGAUUUAUUUAAAGCAUCUUUUAACUAAGUUCUCGGAUUUGCUGCCUUCUAGUACUUGAGCUAAAGUACUAGAUAUUUGCAUGGUGGUGAAGACAGCCCUAGACAGGACUGAGAAACCUUUCAUAAUUGCUCUGGAAGCCAACUGCACAACAACUCCUCUGGCUGUCACAGCCCCGCAGUGAUGAUCCUACAUGGCAUGGCACUUGCUUCCUCAUAUAGAGACUGGGGACAUGAACAACACGUGGCACUGUGUUUCACUCAUGGGAGCAACCUUUGCUUACCCAAGACUAUGUACGUAUGUGCGUUUGCAUCCUGUCACACAUACUAUCCAUUUUAAAGGGGAAAAAAAAGGAUGCCUAACAACUUCCAAAAUACAAAAAUGGAAGAUAUCCAUGAUUCAAAUGCUAAAUUUUCUUAAAGGGACAUUACACUGUUAAUGAACAGUAAACUAAAUGCCAUAUGGACUAAAUGUCCAUAUGAGUAUAAUAAAAUAAGAUCCUUAAAAACCAAGGAUGUAUAUUUUUCUACCCUCUCAAGUUUGCCUUAGUGGCAUAGUCUACAGAGAGUGUGACCAAAGGAGGGGCAGACUUUCUCACAGGAAACUCAGUGCUAGCUGGUGAUUGUAGUUACACUCAUGACAUCUUGUGCUUUCUUGUUGUUUUGUUUUGUUUUUUAACUUAAUGAGCUAAUUCUUAAAGAUUUUAGAGCUUAUCUUUUACUUGAAUAAUUGAUAUAUUUUCUGUAUAAUGGUUUGUGAAAAGAGAAUUAAUAUUUGACUAGUUAGAUUUAAUUAAAAGAUAAGGGGACACAGGGUAUUCUUAGAUUAAAUAAUUUAUGUACAUAAAGCCUAUUUUCAACUACUAGGACUACAGGAGCCUUUUGAGUUUCAUUGAUAUUAAAUACAACUGUAGAAAUUUUAGUUUGUUAAUAACAUUUAGAACUUGAACACCACUUUGGUACGGUAGCAUUUUGUGCCCUAAAGUUUCUAAUGACUUAAAGACGUGCCAUACAUACACUACAACACAGCUGAGUGCUGUGUGCGUCUGAUUUCUCUGGGGACAUCUUUACAUUGCAGCGCACAUAUAUUUGUAGGCAUUCGCUGUACUUUUGGAAAUUUGCUAAUAUUUAUUAAGUCUUAGAAGUUCCCUGAAAGAUUAAAAAUUCACUAAAAAUCUGACAGGGUCCUAAAUAUUUAAUUUGGCAUUGAUUUACAAAAGUAACCCCCAAAAGCCCAAGGUUAAACAGAAUAAAUAUAUCUGGAGGUGAAUUUUUUAAAACUGAUAAAUAAAAUUAAUGGAUGGAUACAUCAGAUGCAACACAUCGUGGAAUAAUGAAUCCUCAAUAUUUUAAAAGAUAUUUACUUAAUCUUCAUUGAAGACAUCCCUGAGACACUGACGUAUGUUGUGAUAGACCAUGGAAUGGGAAGGUUUUCUCCACAUCACUGUAUUCCUUCUGGUACCUGGUAACAUAGAUUACACUCGGUGACUUUUCCUUUCCUUCCUGUUUUUCCCUCCACAUGUUUCCAAGACGUUGCCCUAAACUUUCAAGCUCCAUAAACUUAAUAGUGAAAAAAUCACUGAAUCGAUUGAUAUAAUGAAGUCCUUCAUUCCCAUACACCUUACCCAUUUUAAAUCGCCUUUGAGUCUAUGCUCCUAAACAAGCAUAGACCCAUUAAAACCUAACAAUGUCACAUUUUGAAACUUUCAUAACUGUUUGGGCUUCUGUCCCUUUUGAAGAAUUUGAGAUAUAUGCUUUCAUGGAAGUAUCAAGCGAUAGACGGUGACCUGGGAGCUCAGCUAUGUGCACCUUUUGCUCUGUUUUGUUUACUCAUAUAUUUAAUUUAUGACUGUUCAUGUCUAUUGUGAUCCUAAGAACUCCAUUUCCUCCAAUGCAAACUGAGAUGCGUUUGCAAAGAAAUAUAGUACUAGCAUCGUUCAGUUCAUUCUCCUUUUCUUUUGUAAUUCCGCUACAGCAAAUGUGCUGCAUGUAAUUGAUUCUACACUUCCAUGUUCAUAUUUCAUAGAUUCCAAGACACUCACCUUUUCCAUAGAACAUCUGAAAUUGUGAUCUAUCUUGCAAUUGUUGGCAUCUGCAAUUGGUGCAGUGUUAAAUAUUGUGCUUGAAUACAUAUUACACUAAUUCCAAGUUAGCUGGAUGUUCAUGGCUAUAAGGGCAUCCCUUGCCUUAUGAAUGUGAGUGAACUCUCAUAUGAUAACAUGUGAAGCCAAUUUUCAGUACAACUAUAUCACAUACAACCUACAUAGAGCUCAUCUGGUCAGAUACUGCAGAUCUUUAAGUUACAACAGCUCUUUCAGGCUCCUGAUUAUACUCUUCGCUAGCGAUUAUGGUUUCAGCAAACUUAACUGAUACGACUAGGUGGGUUUCUUGCAGUUUUGUUAACAAAGUUUUAUAUUUUCUAUUCCUUUCUAAGGGAUCCUUUUAUAUGAUCAUCUCACUUUUAAACAGAAUUAACUGGAAAAAAUACGAUAUGAAACCAUCAUAGUUAGAUUUUGCAGUAUCUUAUAUGUCUUACGUCAGUGGCAGGAGAAAAAUAUGAUACAAUCCAUCCAUGCAGUGAAAAACAACUUUCCUCGUGGGUCUUCCUACUUGUUCAUUCUUCGUUAUCAUUUUCAUUCUUUUCAUUUUUUCAUGGGCUCUGAUAAACUUGCCUUCAAGCCCGUGUAAUGACUGUUGUAAAUCUGCAUAUUUAAGUGAUUUGAAUUAUUUGAAAUAAUUGUUCAACUCUCUGGGCAGCUGUUAAUGAAAUAUCUGAGAGUAAUAACACUACUCUUUUAUCUACCUGGAAUAUUUUUUCUGCAUAAAUUUUACCUUUGUAAGCUAACUCUUCUAAUCAGGUGUCUAGCCUCAACAGCCAACUUCAGCUAAAACUGUCUAACACAAUAAUGAUUUUAAAAACACUGCAAUCAUCAAAGAUAGGAAAUGUGUGAUUUUUGUAAAGAACUUUUACCAAUUUUACACUGUCCUACAGAUAAAUGUGAUUUUGAUGAGAUUACUACACAAUGACAAGUAUGGUACACAGAUUUAUUGAGAAUGUUGAAUAUAUAAUGUUUUAAUUCUAAAUUAUAAAAAAAUUAAAUUUGCACAUAUUAAUAUAGAAAUCCAUUGUGUAUAUUUAACAUAUCUUUAAAGCUAUUUUACAUUUACCAGCUACUUUAUUAAAGUUGUUUAAACCUCUGCAAAAAAAUUUUAGAAAUGUUUUUAAAUUAUCAGUAACAUAACCCUAUUUGUCUCACGUAACAUGUACUGCCUUUGUAAAAAGAACUUUAACAUAGAAUGUAUUUUUAAAUUAAAAUAUUUGAAUAUAAAUCAACUAAGAAAGAAACAAAUUUUCACUUCACAUGUAUCCUGUUAUUUCUGGCUUUUAAUUAUUCAUAAAUAUAAAUUGCCUUAACUGAUACAGAUGAUUGGAGAAUAUGAUGAUUUUACAUACUACACUAUGAACCUGUUUAUAGAGCUGAUUGACUACUAACUUCCGUUCUAUGUAUUUAUUAAAGAGCUGACACUGUAGUUUGUUGUGAGAUGUAUAUUUUUCUAACAGAGCUUACAACAGUUAUGACAAGGCCCUUCACUAUUGCACCAUUCUGUUUCAAUGUAGGUGUUAACCAAUAAGAAACUUUAUGUCUUAAAAUAAAAAUGUAA
Messenger RNA from Lepus europaeus (European hare), 7678 nucleotides. It is a transcript of the gene ITGB8, whose product is annotated as integrin subunit beta 8. Bases 16 to 2322 code for a protein of 768 amino acids. Gene Ontology annotation, molecular function: integrin binding. Gene Ontology annotation, biological process: cell migration; cell adhesion mediated by integrin; integrin-mediated signaling pathway. The record is from RefSeq and is a predicted model, not a curated record. The transcript is spliced from 14 exons. NCBI's taxonomy places the organism in Eukaryota, Metazoa, Chordata, Mammalia, Lagomorpha, Leporidae. Gene Ontology annotation, cellular component: cell surface; focal adhesion; integrin complex.